GUGUGUGAUAUCGGCGCUAAGCUGAGCAGCAUCGUCUUCAUCAUCACAGUACAAAUGAAGAAGUAUGGCUGCACACUACAAAUAUGUCCCCAUGUUUUAACCACCAGAGUCAUGGUUGAGACAUUUCCACGCGAACAGAGCACUUUUUUACCAUGAGAAUUUACAGCAAGAUCGUGGCGAUCGUGGUAUGCUUUGGAGUUUUCCUACUUUUGUACUUUUUCGGGGGGAACGCUGCGGACGAACCGCCGCUUAAAGAAGUUGCGAAAGAAAAACACUUUCCAUCCUUCAAUCAUGUCGCGGAUUUUGCUCCCGCGAAAGAAUCGAAACUAAACCCAGAAAAUCCGCAAAAACCACCGAGGCUAAUCCGCAAAGAGCCGAAGUUAAGCAGCAGAGGAGGAGGGAAUGUCAUCGCAAAGACUCGGCAGAAGAGUGAAGUAGGGAACCUUGUGUCAAAGGUCACACGAGCAGAGGAUGUCAUGCACCUGGCAGUGGUGGCUUGUGGGAACCGUCUAGAUGAAACGCUCAACAUGGUGAAGUCAGCACUGCUCUUCAGCAUUAAGAAGAUCAAAUUUCACAUCUUUGCAGAGGAGGACCUGGCCGAACAAUUUGAAAAAGGGUUCAGUGUGUGGCCUCAGACGGUGUCCUCCAGGUUUCACUACAGCAUAUAUCCAAUCACCUUCUCUGUGGGGAAUGCAGAUGAAUGGAAGAAACUCUUCAAGCCAUGUGCUGCCCAGAGGCUGUUUCUUCCUGUAAUCCUAAAGGACGUGGACUCGCUGUUGUACGUGGACACAGAUGUUCUGUUUCUCCGCCCUAUGGAUGACAUCUGGAAGUUUCUGAAGGCUUUCAACAGCACUCAGCUAGCUGCCAUGGCCCCAGAGCACGAGAUCCCCAAGAUCGGCUGGUAUAGUCGCUUCGCAAGGCACCCUUUUUAUGGAGUCACAGGGGUCAAUUCAGGGGUCAUGCUAAUGAACCUCACGCGGAUUCGUAGCACUCUGUUCAGGAACAGCAUGAUCGCCAGCGGUCUGUCGUGGGAAAAUCUGCUACACCCUCUCUAUCAGAAAUACAAGAACCACAUCACAUGGGGAGACCAAGACCUCCUCAACAUCAUCUUCCACUACAAUCCAGAGUGUCUGUACGUAUUUCCGUGCCAGUGGAACUACAGGCCAGAUCACUGCAUGUAUGGAAGCAAUUGCAAAGCUGGUGAAGAGGAGGGAGUGUCAAUUCUUCAUGGUAACCGUGGAGUGUACCAUGACGACAAGCAGCCCGCAUUUAGAGUGGUUUACGAUGCCAUACGUGAGUACCCCUUUGAGGAGAACAUGUUCCAGUCUUUGUUUUACCCUCUUCAGACUAAGUUCCUAGACACAGUUAACACCCUUUGUGGAAGAAUACCACAGGUGUUCCUCAAACAGAUCGAGAAGACCAUGAGGGCUGUUUAUGAGAAAAAAGUGGUGCGGCAUGUCCGACUUCCACAUGAGAAAUGAGCCUCAUCUGCAUUUCAACAUCAUAAGGAAGAGUCUCUGCCUGCUUCUUGGAUCAGAGUGGUUUUUAUUGUUGUCAUUGAAGACGAGCAAUGCCAGAAGCAAGCUACAUUUGGUCCAUUAGGCCCAGUAUGAGCUUCAUGAGCCAGCGGAGUUGUCUGGAGAGAGACAGAGACGCAACCAAAUGCAUCGAGUGUGGGUUAUCACAUCUGAAUGUUCCUGAUAGAAUAUGAGAGACUCGUUGGCAAAGCUGUUUUCAGCAAAUCCAAAAAUAUGGAUUCAGAGCUAUUUGUUUACAACUGUGUUGUACCAUUUUUCAGCAUCUAGUUUAUCAUCAUGUCUAGUAUUACAAAAUUGGAGCAUUUGUGCUUAAGUACACUUUAUCUGAUUCUUGUACUUAAGUGGCUGCACCAAUUUGUUUGUGCAUUCUGCCACUUAAUAGCAUGAGAUAACGCCUUGUUUUCAAGCCACAAAAAUGAAUGUAGCAUGCAGAAACAACCAAAGAGAAUUAGCCUGUCAGCCGUUAUAAGAUGUACAUUCAGUUUAGGCACAGCCUUAAUGGUGGAUGUUCACACUGUUUACAUUGAAGAUGACUUGUUAGUGAGAUUAGAAAGGAGUCGGAUGUUGUCAUUUUUUCUUUGGGGUUGCAUUUUUAUAUAUAUUUAAUAUCACAAAGCCCUUUUGUGAGAAUUCUAAUUAAGUCAGGUGUCCUUUAUUUUGAUGUUACAAGCCUAUUCUGAUGGACAUAAUGAAUUUGAUGUUUAAUAUGUGCCAGAAUGUCCUUUUAGGAUAACCUGCUGCCCAAAAGGUCUAAGUGUUAAAAUAUAUUUUUUAGCAAUAUUCUGUCUGGUCAACUACAGAGAACCGAUUCGGUUGUUUUAUCCUGUGCUUUGUUAUUGGGAACUUUUGCCAUAGUGGGAUUAAAUUAAAGUGAUCAUUUAAAAUAAAAUACUGCCAAUUAGAAAGGUUUGUACAUCAUGACAGUAUAAUAUAAAUAAAAACAACAUUGUCACAAAACCGUAAAACAAUACACAGAUGUACAGUUUGCAGAUAAUUGCACUUUUUUUAAAAAAACAAAUACUGAGUUUGGAGAAAGUAAAAUGAAAGAUAAGUUACAAAUGGUAAUAAGAUUAGUUUAACAAAACAAACUCUUUGGACCCAGUAUGAUCAAUGUACCCUUUUUUUUUACAUUCUAAAAUCAUUUUAAGUUUGUGUAAUCGCAAGCUUUUAAAUUGUUUGUAGACUUUUUAUGUGAAAAUACAAACAUAAAGGGGAGAGUGUGUUGUAAGAGUUUUGAUGUGUGUUUUGACGUUCAUUUAGCACAAUGUGCUUAAUUAUAUGUGUGACCAGUUUCCAGCCUCCCGUCACUGGUCUGGGAUCAGUGAGGAGAUUUAUUUAACUGGAAACUCAGGAGACUAUUAUACAUGUUAUCUCUGUGUCAAGAGAUGCACCAGCGAUGUUUAAGUUUGUAUCAGUGUGUUUUUCUGUCUUUCUGAAUGUCUUCUAUUAUGUAUUAUUGUCCUUUUAUACAGAAGUGUGUAUGUCAGAAAUGUAAUAAAUAAAUAUGCAUUUAA
This is a messenger RNA of Pimephales promelas (fathead minnow), 3052 nucleotides long. It is a transcript of the gene gxylt2, whose product is annotated as glucoside xylosyltransferase 2. Lineage: Eukaryota; Metazoa; Chordata; Actinopteri; Cypriniformes; Leuciscidae. Gene Ontology annotation, molecular function: UDP-xylosyltransferase activity. The record is from RefSeq and is a predicted model, not a curated record. Gene Ontology annotation, biological process: protein O-linked glycosylation via N-acetylgalactosamine.